Messenger RNA from Umbelopsis ramanniana AG, 503 nucleotides. RefSeq lists its product as uncharacterized. Gene Ontology annotation, cellular component: ribosome; cytosolic large ribosomal subunit. Gene Ontology annotation, molecular function: mRNA binding; structural constituent of ribosome. Lineage: Eukaryota; Fungi; Mucoromycota; Umbelopsidomycetes; Umbelopsidales; Umbelopsidaceae. The record is from RefSeq and is a predicted model, not a curated record. Bases 30 to 395 code for a protein of 121 amino acids. The transcript has 3 exons. Gene Ontology annotation, biological process: maturation of LSU-rRNA from tricistronic rRNA transcript (SSU-rRNA, 5.8S rRNA, LSU-rRNA); translation.
UUGAACGUCCUCUUUUCACAUUAAGCCAAAUGGUUGCCGUCAAAGCCCACGAGCUUCGCAACAAGAACAAGGCCGAGCUUACCAAGCAGCUUGAUGACCUCAAGCAAGAGCUUGCUUCCCUCCGUGUUCAAAAGAUCACCGGUGGAGCUCGUCUCCAAAAGAUUGGUGCCACCCGCAAGGCUGUCGCUCGCGUCUUGACUGUCAUCAACCAGACUCAGCGUGAACAACUCCGUCUCUUCUACAAGUCCAAGAAGUACACUCCUUUGGACCUUCGCACCAAGAAGACUCGCGCCAUCCGCCGCCGUUUGACCAAGGUCGAAGCCAGCAAGAAGACUGUUAAGGAACAGAAGAAGCUUGCUCACUUCCCUCAGCGCAAGUUUGCUGUCAAGGCCUAAACUUGUUAAUUUGAGUUCGACGUGAUACAAAAUAAAAUCAGCACUUUAGCAUCAAUUGUAUACGAGGCAGCUCCUUGUCUUGGGGAAUGAUAGGGUUUAGGAUAGACU